Oncorhynchus kisutch (coho salmon) is the source of this 5588-nucleotide messenger RNA. RefSeq names its product potassium channel subfamily K member 1-like. Bases 433 to 1455 code for a protein of 340 amino acids. Lineage: Eukaryota; Metazoa; Chordata; Actinopteri; Salmoniformes; Salmonidae. Gene Ontology annotation, cellular component: plasma membrane. The record is from RefSeq and is a predicted model, not a curated record. The transcript is spliced from 3 exons. Gene Ontology annotation, molecular function: potassium ion leak channel activity; outward rectifier potassium channel activity. Gene Ontology annotation, biological process: potassium ion transmembrane transport; stabilization of membrane potential.
UCGUAUGUUACCUUCGUGAACAAUGACUACAGACAAAGAGGUGCUAUAUACAGCUCUCUACGCCCACGUGUCUGUUUCGAUGUGUUUCACCUAGGAGCAGAGAAGAGGGGAACAGACUGACGUAACAUAGUCCCGGCAUCCUCCGUCGCCACAUCAUCCUCUUCUCAGCAGCAGAACGACCCUUCUCGGUGAAAGUGAACAGAAUAUACAGAGGACAGGCAGAGAGGAAACGGAAAAGAAACCAAAACGUAUAGACUAACGAUUCUCACAUGCUUGCUUUUGGUCGUAGUUGAUAAGGACCGCGCGCUUGAACUAGAAAUAAGCUACAUUAUAUUUUAGCCGAUGUUGUUACUAUUUUAGCGUCUAUAAACUAUUCAUUGUUUAUGUCAAGAGUAUAAACUGUAACACAUUGAGGUUUCAACAACUCGGAAAAUGCUACAAUCUCUAACUAGCAAUUCGUGUGUGCGGUUGAUACAAAGUCACAAAUCGACAUGGUAUUUUUUGCUUCUAGUCUUGGGAUAUAUUCUUUAUCUUAUAUUUGGAGCUGUUGUCUUUUCAUCGGUGGAACUGCCUUAUGAAGACCGGCUAAGACAGGAGUUACGAACCAUCAAAAAACUGUUCCUCCAGGACCACGAAUGUCUGUCGGAAGAACGCCUUGAGGAGUUUUUGGAGAAAGCGCUCGAGGCCAGUAACUAUGGAGUGUCCAUUCUCAAUAACGCAUCGGCAAAUUGGAACUGGGACUUCACCUCCUCGCUCUUUUUCGCCAGUACUGUAUUGUCUACCACAGGAUACGGUCACACCGCUCCGCUCUCCGACGGGGGUAAAGCUUUUUGUAUCGUCUACUCUGUGCUCGGCAUCCCCUUCACCCUGCUCUUCCUCACCGCCGUGGUCCAACGCAUCAUGAUCUUCAGCACACGCCGGCCCGUCAUGUAUGUGUCCACCCGCUGGGGCCUGUCCAAACCUUUGGUAGCCAUGGUCCACGCCACUCUCCUCGCCAUCCUGGCUGCUUCCUGUUUCUUCCUCAUCCCGGCGGCCAUCUUCUCCUCCCUAGAGGAGAACUGGAACUUCCUGGAGAGUUUCUACUUCUGUUUUAUAUCUCUCAGUACCAUCGGACUGGGAGAUUACGUACCAGGAGAGUCCUUCAACCAGAGGUUCAGACAGAUCUAUAAAGUGGGCAUCACUGUCUACCUCCUCCUGGGCUUGGUCGUGAUGCUGGUGGUUCUGGAGACGUUCUGUGAGCUGCAGCAGCUGAAGACCCUGAGGAAGAUGUUCUAUCUGAAGAAGGAGAAACCACAGGACCGCCUGGCUAUACUGGAGCACGACCAUCUGGCCUUCACCGCCGUGUCCCACCGGAACAACUCCACCUCGCUCAGGGAGGACAACACCAAGAACCUGCCCUUCGUUAGUGUCCCCGAGCUGGCCUCGCCCGGUGGGGACGACCCCAUGAUCGGCUAGAAAGGGGGUGGGGAUAGUUAAAAUGUUGGGGUGAAACUAGGGAAGGCCAAGGAGAGUAGAAGUGUAGUGAGGGGGGAGGGAUGGUGAAACUAAGGUUGCAAUCCAAUUCUCUAUCCUUCUUCUGAAGUGUGCACUUGAUCACUGCAUUUGUCACUAUACCCUGAUGAAGACAGCUUGUCUGUCGAAACGUUGGUUAUUAGGAUAUUAAAUUAUUGCAUCUGAGCCCCUGGGUGUGCAGCUUUCCUUUUCUUCUUCAAGUGUUCUACUCCGCUAGCCAGCACCUCGCCUAAACAAAUGUUCUACUCCGCUAGCCAGCACCUCGCCUAAACUCGUGUUCUACUCCGCUAGCCAGCACCUCGCCUAAACUCGUGUUCUACUCCGCUAGCCAGCACCUCGCCUAAACAGGUGUUCUACUCCGCUAGCCAGCACCUCGCCUAAACUCGUGUUCUACUCCGCUAGCCAGCACCUCGCCUAAACUCGUGUUCUACUCCGCUAGCCAGCACCUCGCCUAAACAGGUGUUCUACUCCGCUAGCCAGCACCUCGCCUAAACACGUGUUCUACUCCGCUAGCCAGCACCUCGCCUAAACUCGUGUUCUACUCCGCUAGCCAGCACCUCGCCUAAACAGGUGUUCUACUCCGCUAGCCAGCACCUCGCCUAAACAUGUGUUCUACUCCGCUAGCCAGCACCUCGCCUAAACAGGUGUUCUACUCCGCUAGCCAGCACCUCGCCUAAACACGUGUUCUACUCCGCUAGCCAGCACCUCGUCUAAACACGUGUGUCAACUCCACUAGCCAGCACCUCGUCUAAACACGUGUUCUACUCCGCUAGCCAGCACCUCGUCUAAACACGUGUUCUACUCCGCUAGCCAGCAUCUCGUCUAAACACGUGUUCUACUCCGCUAGCCAGCACCUCGCCUAAACACGUGUGCGUUUCUUUCUCCUCUUGAUCAAUGCCUACCAUCAAUUCUCUCCAGGUGAAUCUCUCUGUAACAUUAGCUGAAAAUCUCUCGGCCAAACUCUCCCCAAUCGAUGCUUACACCAAUUCAAUGCUUUUCAAUAAGAAGGGUAGAGAAUCGGGAUGCAGUCUAUGAAGGAAGGGAACGGUGAUACCGGGGUCUCAUAGGAGAGUAGAAGGGUAUUUCAGAGAAUUUCACAACUUAAGCUUCAGCAAAAGGAUACAUUUUAAAAACAAAAGCUUGACUUCAAACCACUGUUAGUAAUAUUGAAUACGAUAGUAUUGUAUCCCUUUAUCGUCCACGGGAACUUAACUAUCCCUCUUAAUGACACACAACAUGUAGCCUUCAUAUGUCUAGUUGAUGUGUACACUGGUUAACUUAACGAUAAGGGAAAUGUCUGCCUUACUAUUGGAGCUCCGUUCAUUGUCAGGAUCCUUGUUCAGAACAGCCUUGCUAUCUAUCUACUGUUCUUAUCUAGACUAUAUCCAUAUCUAUCAUGUUUUUAUGAACACGCUUAUAGUGAGUUAUGAUGCAGUCAUAAUGCGUUAUGAGCACAGUUAUAAACACAUAGAUAUGGGCUUCGUAGAAAGUUGAUAGAAAGUCCUACUAACUUGACAAUAGCACAGUUGGGAACAUUUAACAGGACAUCCACCUGGGAAAAUGGAAGCUAAUAUCACGUUAUACUGUUAGUCUGUACACAUAGUACUGCAUGUAGUUCUAAGGUAUAUUUUACAGGAGUGAACUGAAACGCAUGUAUUCAGGUUAACUGGAUCAGGUAUACAACCGUAGCACAUUUCAUCAUUGUGAAAUGCCCUGAAUAUGAAUUACAGUAAGAUGUUUAUUUGAUGCUAGUUUAAAGUACCAGUUGUGAUGUUAUGUUGAGGUAGUUAAAUGUUUCUUGACUAGUGCUGUACUGUCUGUACUUCUCACGUUAUUUAGUCUGAAGGAAAUGGACUUACUGUGUCUAAUGUGUGGCUUAUUGUAUGUUAAAGGGACGGUUAAGAAGGGAACACGAACAAAGCAGGUCUGAAUCAUGGUUCACUGCCAGAAGAAAUUAUGCUGUAUAGAACCAUGAAAGGUUCAGUGACUCAUCUCAUAAAGCACCUUAUUUUUAGCAGUGUAUUAUCAUCAAUCAUAUGACCACAGCAGGUUUCUGAACACCUUAUGUGAACCACUCAGAAAUAGGAAAUGACCGGGUUGAACAUUUUGGACCAAAAAUGAUUGGUUCUGGAAAGUACAAAAGUUAUGUCCUGAACUUCAGAUUUAAGUGAGAGGACAAAGAAGAACUGAAUUUAGAAGAAGUGAUGUUGUUGUUAGAAGACUUGCAGUGUGUUUACAGAUAUAGGAUCUUAAUUUGACCAGUAUUGUCACAGCAAAAUAAUCCUGCAGGAACAGGAUUUUAACAUUUAGUCCAUAAUGUUGCUUGAUUAGUGGUUAGGCUGGCCAAAAGUAGGCUACAUGAAAAGUGCAAUACUGUUAAUAUAACUGUGUUAGUGCGGGUUUUUAGUGAAUGUAUGUAAAUCACAAAGCUCAUCUGCAACAAAGAGUGAUCAAAUUAAGAGCCUACAUCUGUAAAGCUUCAGGACUGCUCUGUGACAGACAAGAAAAGUCAGAUUAUUUGAUACAGCAAAUCACUAUUUAAAAACAUGAUUAUAAACUAGCUUUGAACUAUUUUAGAAAGAGCUUAGUAUUUCUGGGGGAUGUUAAGAGGAGUGUUUACAAAUGUGUGUUUGUAAUUUAUGCAGAUGAUGAUUCUAAUAAAGGUACUCCGUGAGAGACUCAGAUUAACUUGACUAUAGAAAACACUGAUUGACAGCAGGCAGACAGGACUGCUUUACAGUACAAUGCAGUAGAAACAUUUCCCUGGACAACUCUUUAACUGAUUUGUAUUCAUUAUAAUGAAUUAACUGACAUAUAUUGCCCAAAUUAAGAUCUACAAAAAUCAACUAAAUUAAGAUUUAAGUUAAAAUGUACAGAAGGGAAUAUUCAUUUAUUUGCUUGUACGUAUUUGUCAUGUCAUCCUGUAUUUGAAACGUGUUUGUUUGAAGCAUACAUGUGAGUACAAGCUGACUUGUGGACAUCCUGGUAUUAUUAUUGUGGACAUCCUGGUAUUAUUAUUGUGGACAUCCUGGUAUUAUUAUUGUGGACAUCCUGGUAUUAUUAUUGUGGACAUUGUUACGGCUUUCUAGGUGUGGUGAAGGAGAGUCGGACCAAACUGCAGCGUGUAGAUUGCGAUCCAUGUUUAAUCAAACAAACGUAACACGAAUAAACACAAAACACUACAAAACAAUAAACGUAACGAAAACCGAAACAGCCUAUACUUGUGUCAACUAACAUAGCGACAGGAACAAAGACACUAAGGACAAUCACCCACGACAAACUCAAAGAAUAUGGCUGCCUAAAUAUGGUUCCCAAUCAGAGACAACGAUAAACACCUGCCUCUGAUUGAGAACCACUCCAGACAGCCAUAGACUUUGCUAGAUAACCCCACUAGCUACAAUCCCAAAUAGAUACACACCAAAACCCCAAGACAAAACACACCACAAUACAAAAACCCCAUGCCACACCCUGGCCUGACCCAAUACAUGAAGAAAAACACAAAAUACUAGACCAGGGUGUGACAGACAUACUGGUAUUAUUAUUAUUGUGGACAUACUGGUAUUAUUAUUGUGGACAUACUGGUAUUAUUAUUGUGGACAUACUGGUAUUAUUAUUGUGGACAUACUGGUAUUAUUAUUGUGAGCAUACUGGUAUUAUUAUUGUGAGCAUACUGGUAUUAUUAUUGUGGACAUACUGGUAUUAUUAUUAUUGUGGACAUACUGGUAUUAUUAUUAUUGUGGACAUACUGGUAUUAUUAUUGUGGACAUACUGGUAUUAUUAUUGUGGACAUACUGGUAUUAUUAUUGUGAGCAUACUGGUAUUAUUAUUGUGGACAUACUGGUAUUAUUAUUAUUGUGGACAUACUGGUAUAAUUAUAACUAACACAGACUAUACAUGUAUCAACACAACUCAAUCAUACUAUACAUUUUUCAUUUGGGACUGACUUCUUAGACCACAAGAACCCAUCUAAUUGUUUUGUACCAGACAGGAACUGCUGUUCGUUCUUGAGAAUAUAGACGUUUUAUUUGAACAUAUGUUUGUAUUAUGUUGUACGGAAUUAUGUUUUAUCAAUCAUA